UGACCGCCAAAGAAGACGAAAACGAGUCUUUGACAAAAAUCACAAAGGAGAAGAAAAAAACGAAUCCUUUUUGUUUCUUCCGCACAGAAUCUUCAUUUUAGCUUCUUCCUCCUCUGCAGCUCUGCUUCAAGUGAUCGAUUUUGGUGAAAUUGAGCUGAGAAUAUCUGUCCACCUUAGGGCUUUCAACCAAGAUCGCUGUUUUGGCGCUAGUUUGGAUUUGGGGUAGUUGAAUGAGUGUGGAUCUUUUGCUUCGGGUUCAUCUAAUGACGUGCAAUUGAACGGGAAAGUUUCAUCCUUUGUUACGUAUUGUAAACAUUUUAAGAGUAGAAUCCAAUCACCAAUGGAUCAUGAACACAAUCGGAAUCCAUUUGCAAGUGCAAGUGCAAGUGGAAGAGCAGGGGGAAGUACAAGUGCGAGCUCAAACUCGAGUUUCAGUAGCAGCGUGGCGGAUACAGAGGAUGAUCAAACCAUUGCGCGUAUAUUAGCUGAAGAGGAGAGCUUAAGAACAAGAGACGGCAGGCUUGGGAAGAGACUCUCUCAUUUAGAUUCUAUCCCUCACACUCCUCGGAUUAACACUAAAAUACCUGAUGUAAAUGAUGCAACAUUAGACCAUGAGCUCCUCUCUGUGAGGUUGGCCACAUAUGGGUUAGCUGAACUACAGAUGGAGGGGGAUGGAAAUUGCCAGUUCCGAGCUCUGGCAGACCAGCUUUUCGGCAAUCCAGAUUACCAUAAGCAUGUAAGGAAGCAUAUUGUAAAGCAGUUGAAAGAGCAACGGAAGUUAUACGAAGGAUAUGUGCCGAUGAAAUACAGACACUACACCAGGAAGAUGAAAAAAUCGGGUGAAUGGGGAGAUCACGUUACUCUUCAAGCUGCAGCAGAUCGUUUCGACGCUAAGAUCUGCUUACUCACAUCAUUUCGGGAACAAUCCUACAUCGAGAUACUUCCUCAUAACAAGAACCCUCUUCGUGAGGCUUGGCUUAGCUUCUGGAGCGAAGUGCAUUACAAUUCGCUUUACUCUAGUGGAGAUGUUCCCACAAGAAAACCCAGGAGGAAGCAUUGGCUCUUCUAGGAUUCGAUUCAGAUUUGUAUAUUCAUAUAUAUGUAAUAUGUAUAAUAAUAUCCUUCUCAUAUUGUGUGUGAACUUCCUACUUUAACCUCACUCUGUUGUAUCA
This is a messenger RNA of Raphanus sativus (radish), 1172 nucleotides long. Its product is annotated as OVARIAN TUMOR DOMAIN-containing deubiquitinating enzyme 11. The transcript is spliced from 11 exons. The coding region runs from base 341 to 1069 and encodes 242 amino acids. Gene Ontology annotation, biological process: protein deubiquitination. NCBI's taxonomy places the organism in Eukaryota, Viridiplantae, Streptophyta, Magnoliopsida, Brassicales, Brassicaceae. The record is from RefSeq and is a predicted model, not a curated record. Gene Ontology annotation, molecular function: cysteine-type deubiquitinase activity.